CUACCAACCUGCUCUGUCGAUCGUUUCUCUUUCACUCUCCAAAACCCUACUUCCGUAAAUGAUUAAACUUCUUGAACCCCUAUACUCUAGGGUUUAGAUUUAUUGAAUCGUCGAUGUUUGAAACCCUAGUCUUGGAUCAAAAUCAAGUUGAUUGAGUGCACUUCUGGGGUUGUUGACAAAAGAUUUCGAAAAAUUAGGGCUUUAUUUUUGGUGGGUGUUGUUACAUGUAUGGCGUCGGGGACCUUGGGCGCCAACGAUUCGAAUUCGAGAGAGAAGAAUAGGUGGGGUGAGAAUCAAAUAGUUUAUACGCGGAAGAUUCACCACCGCAAAACCCUCAAGAACAACACCUCAGCCACUACUAUCCCCUCCAACACCGCCACUGCUACCCCCUCCACCACCGUUACCGACACCAAUAAUAACAACGAGAAUAACAACACCAAGAACGAAAACGACAAGGUUCCACAACGGUCUUCGCAAACGUUAGCUACAGAAGAUGCGAAUUCGGCUGGGCAGCGGCAGCCGACGCAGUCUCGAACUGAUGCGGUGUCUGAUGAUUCCUCGAGCCACAAUCGCCUACCCCAAGCGGUGGUGCUGGAUGAGCGUGGGCCAUCUGGCAGAAAUGGGGCAGUGAACGGGUUUGUGAAGCCUUUGAUUACAAGGAUUGAUGAUAGAGUCAAGAUCAACUUGGGGGCAGAAGAGAGACCAAAGAAUGAGAUUAGGGAGCUUAGGCGGAAGCUAAUUUGCGAGCUUUAUCAGGUUAGGAGUUUAGCCAAGAAGCUUGAAGCUAAGGAGGCUCAGCUUACUGGGUAUAAUACUACUACUGAUGGCAGUGUUGUUGGUGGUGGUUAUAUUCAAUCCCAAUAUUCGAGAAAUGGUUUGAGAGAAAGAAGGGAAUUAUUGAGAGCAACUUCGGAGGUGGGUCCUCUGGGACAGCAUGAUUCCAUGCCUUCUGGCCAGCUAAGUGUUUCAGUUAGCGAUAACACUCGGACUCCUGGGGUUGGUGGGGAAUUUGUUGAGAAGGAGAAGAGGACUCCAAAGGCUAAUCAGUAUUACCGGAACUCAGAUUUCCUUCUUGGGAAGGAUCGGUUACCUCCAGAAAGUGCCAAGAAGUUGAAGUCCAAUGGUGGGAAGAAGCACAGAGGAGAGAUGGAUUAUGGGUUUGGUGUUGGUAAGAACAGGACUCAAGUGUUUAGGGCUUGCAGCAAUUUGCUUCAGAGGUUAAUGAAGCACAAGCAUGGUUGGGUGUUUAAUGAGCCAGUGAAUGCAAAGGCAUUGGGGUUGCAUGAUUAUCAUGAUGUUAUUAAAUGCCCAAUGGAUUUGGGUACAAUUAAGACUAGGCUAGCUCAGAACUGGUACAAAUCUCCAAGGGAGUUCGCAGAGGAUGUGAGACUUACAUUCCACAAUGCCAUGACCUAUAAUCCAAAAGGGCAAGAUGUACACGUUAUGGCAGAACAGUUGUCACAGAUUUUUGAAGAGAGGUGGGCAGUUACAGAGACUGAAUAUAAUCCUGAAUGGAGGUAUCAAAUGUAUCAUGAUUCUGGGUUACCCACUCCCUUUUCCAGAAAGGCUCCUCCUGCUUAUCCCCCUGCCUCUCUAAUUAGGACUUUGGAGCGAUCAGAAUCCAUGAUAGCCCCUGCUGAUUCCAAGAUGAAACCUUCAAAUUCUGCUCCUGUUGGAAGGACACCUGUUCCAAAGAAACCUAAAGCUAAGGAUCCCAAUAAAAGAGACAUGACUUUUGACGAAAAGCAGAGGCUUAGCACCAACCUUCAGAGCUUGCCUUCUGAAAAGCUUGAUGCUAUAGUUCAGAUCAUCAAGAAAAGGAAUUCGGCGCUAUCUCAGCAUGAUGAUGAGAUAGAAGUGGACAUUGAUAGUGUUGAUGCAGAAACACUCUGGGAACUUGAUAGGUUUGUGACCAAUUACAAGAAGAACUUGAGCAAGAACAAGCGGAAAGCUGAAAUUGCCCUUCAAGCAAGAGCAGAAGCUGGUCAUAUUAUUCCAUCGACGAACCCGAAUCCAGUUGCUGUGGAAGCACCAAAAGAAAGGAAAACAGAUCAAACAAAUGUUUCUUCUUUCCCUCCUGCUGAAGGGGAGAAGCAAGGGCAGAAUGCAAGUAGAUCUAGUAGUUCAAGCAGUUCUAGUAGUGAUUCUGGAUCGUCUACAAGCGAUUCUGAUAGUGAUAGUUCCUCUGAAUAUGGAUCAGAUGCAGGGCAUUCACCUGGGACUUGA
Molecule: messenger RNA, 2226 nt
Organism: Ilex paraguariensis (yerba mate)
Lineage: Eukaryota; Viridiplantae; Streptophyta; Magnoliopsida; Aquifoliales; Aquifoliaceae
Source: the annotation of a GenBank genome assembly